Colletotrichum paranaense is the source of this 1971-nucleotide messenger RNA. RefSeq lists its product as uncharacterized. The transcript is spliced from 2 exons. Lineage: Eukaryota; Fungi; Ascomycota; Sordariomycetes; Glomerellales; Glomerellaceae. The record is from RefSeq and is a predicted model, not a curated record. The coding region runs from base 1 to 1971 and encodes 656 amino acids.
AUGUUCACUCACGCCCCCCUCAAUGAAAGUCGCCGAGAAAUCAGGCUCGUCAGAAUCCGCCCCCCGCCCAACGAACAAGUCAGCGCCAAGAAGACGAUCGCACUCGAAAUCAAACACGCCUCGCUAGACGAGCCGGGACUGUCAUACGCGGCACUCUCGUACGUGUGGGGGAUCGCCACUGACACAACGUCGAUUGAGAUCGAAGGUGCCUCUUUCAGUGUCACCUCGAACCUUCAUGCCGCGCUCCAGCAACUGCAAAUAAACUCGGUCGACUCCUGGCUCUGGAUAGACGCGCUCUGCAUUGAGCAGGCUAACCUAGAGGAGAAAAACUGGCAGAUCGGUACUAUGCGGGAUAUCUUCAGCGGCGCCGACAUGGUCUACGUGUGGUUGGGCCCCGGAACCGAAAACAGUGAUUUAGCUAUGGACUUUAUUUCCCGGACUGGAACCACACUCAAUAAGUACGACGCUGUAGACUUGAGGUCGAAAUUCAGGGAUAAUCAAGAGGUCAAGUUAUACAUCCAAGAGCGCUUCUCUACCCAGGGCGAGGCAAUCAAUCCUACCGAGCUGGCCGUAUACGACAUCUUCUGUGACUUUUUCGGACACCGUUCACGAGGAAUAAGCGAGGCGAUUCGUGAUCUCCUUGACCGAGAGUACUGGCAACGCAUCUGGAUCAUUCAAGAAGUAGUACUCGCGCGGAGCGCCUCUGUUGUAGUUGCUGGCAAUAGAAGCGUCUUGUUGGAUAUUUUCGACGCUGCUCUCAGGAUAUUGUGGGAUCAUCGGGGUGCAGUCCAUCUCGACCAUCCAUCCUGGACCAGGUUUACUUUACCGAUAUCAGGAGCGCUCAGAGGAUUGAAGUCUCUGGGAGUGCGAUACCAACGUCGACGAGGUGUUCGCGUAAGGCUGGAGAACAUCUUAUGGGAGCUGACCGUCGCCCCGGAGCGGCCUCAUUACUCUGCCACGGACCCGAGAGAUAUUCUUUUCGGAUUACUUGGCAUACUCGAAGAAAACGAGAAACAAAGCUCCCGAGUAGACUACUCGCUUUCCAAGGAGGAUGUAUUUGUCAAUAUCACAACCACUAUACUUGAUUCUCCUGGUGGCGGGUCCUCCCGCUUUCGUCUCGAUUCCACAGUCCCAGGAGACCGAAAUGGGACGCUCCCAACAUGGGUGCCAGACUGGCAAGUCAUUGGCCAAUAUGGUGUGUCCACAUGGCCGAUCAGCUACAGCCAUGAAUUUGAAGCAGCCGCACAGAGAAAGCAGCGACGGAAAGCUUCUGACUGUCUGGUAAUACAAGACGGCAGAACUAGCAUACUCCAGGAAGGAUGUUACGUCGAUAAAGUCACGGAAGUGAUGGCUCCUCCCGUAUGGGAGCAGGUCGAUGUCUACACUGCGCCCACGUUGAAAAGGCCCGAUGACUGGUUCCUUUCGGUUAUUGAAUUCGCCGGUCUUGGGCCGGAGCCUGACCCUGAAGAAGACCACAUUUGGCGUAUACUAAGGCGCGCCGAUUACCGGAAGAUCAAGGACAAUCAUCGCUACACGAUCACUGCGGAAGUCACCGACCUUUGGCGGAGAAUCAUGCGAGUCCAGUCUCUAGAUGCGGCGACGUUGACCACAGAAGAGACGGUGUUCAUUAUUGCAGACACUCGAAGCCGCAACCCCUCGAGAUCCCAUGAAUACAUCAGUGUAACUGACGAGGUUCUAAGCUGGUUUGCGCAAGAUGCGCGAAGAUAUUUGGGCGCGAUCAACAGGAAUCGCACGCUCUUCAAGACUGCAAAAGGGAGGGUUGGUCUCGGGCACGUUGGAGUCGAGGUAGACGAUGUGGUGACGCUGAUUUGGGGGGCAUCUUGUCCCAUUGUCUUGAAGGAACGGUCUGAAGGGCACUUUUACUUCGGGGGGGACGCAUACCUAGACGGCAUGAUGUUCGGUGAAUUCCUUGAGACUGAGCCCGCAGAGGUGGAGUUUAGGAUAUUUUGA